Sycon ciliatum is the source of this 3400-nucleotide messenger RNA. RefSeq lists its product as uncharacterized. NCBI's taxonomy places the organism in Eukaryota, Metazoa, Porifera, Calcarea, Leucosolenida, Sycettidae. The coding region runs from base 203 to 2326 and encodes 707 amino acids. The transcript has 20 exons. The record is from RefSeq and is a predicted model, not a curated record.
UCUGAGUCUCUAGCAUAUUAAUUUCUAAUUUUGAUAUUUUGAGUUACAGAUACAGCACUUUGGAUGCGAGAAACCUCGUUUAUGAUGAACAUUUGGUCAACAACACGCAACAGGGAGAGAAGCCGAUCCACGAGUGCUGCUAGAUUGGUGAGGUGCUCUAGAUACAGCCAAGAAGGCUCCCGGUCAAUCCUGCAUAUUCAAGAUGUUCUGUGCAACUAGUACUUGCCAAACUGGCGUUCGGUCGGGAAGCCUCCGUGUUGAGAACCAGUCGCCCAGCAGCAAUGCCCACCGACAGGUGCUGCAUGCAGGCAUGAAGGAGCGCCAAACAACCUUGAAGGGAGUCGGCAAUAAGUCCAAAGUGCAAGUGAUGUUUGCAAGUCACGCCAAUGGGCAGAAUAGACGAGUCGGAAAUGCCCUACGGCGGCCAUGGCACCAGGAGGACGAACAGGACCGGGAGGAACCUGUGUUCGCCUUCGAUUGGCGAGGACGACAGAAGCUGGAGCGAUCGCAAGUGCGAGCACGCACUGGCCGACCAUGUACCGGUGCGCCACCGACCUUGAAACCACCGGGCAUGGGACGACCAAUUACGACGUUUGUCCGAGCCAAAGGACAUGGCUCCAAACUGGUGGUAAGCGGAGCUUUCAAGGUGGGGUCGCAUCGUCCCUACACAACCCCCGCAACGAUUCCAACUCAAGGCAGCCAGGACAGGAACCGACCAAAAGCUCACAAACGCAAGGACCCGCUGGAACGAGGAGAAUCCCAGAGAAGAUCCGGAACGAAGAGUAAGUCGAAGCCAUGGCGGCCUUACACCGGAGCACCUGGGGGGACUCACCCUGGUACACUCUACCUGGGGCGACCACAACCGGUGAUAAAGCCAACAGCAGAUGAGAAGGAAGAGGACGAUGAGAUUGAGUUCGGUAAAGGGCGAGGCUAUGAAAUGUCAAAGUCUGCUUCAAAACAUUUCAUGGACGUGGAUCCUACAAAGUUCUUCAAGGAAGAUGACGGCACAAAGGAUCUCCAUGAACAACUGAUUACAGUUCAAGAGGAUUAUAAGAACUGCCAUGCAGCGCUUGUUGCAGUCAAGGCCAGAGCAGAUCACCGUGAGAUUGAGCUUGAAGAGAAGAAGAAAGAGCACAAGGCCGAGAUAGCAAUGAUGAGGAAAUCAUUGGAGAAGAAGGACGAAGAAGUGGAACAGAAGGUGGAAAAGGCAGUUCUCGAGGUUGUUUCGCGUACAGAUAAGGAGAAAAAGGACAUAGCUGAUGAUUUCCAAGCCAAACUCGACUUGGAAAGAGUCUAUGCACAGCGGGAAGCUAUGAGAUUUCAGGAGGCGGUUGAGAACUUCAAGAAGUCCAUGCAAGCCCAGAAGGAAACGUUUGAGAGAAACCUCAGGAAGGCACUGGAAGAGAAAGAAAAUGCUCACUUCUACAGUAUGAGAGAGAAAGUUCUCGAAGCAGAGCAGAGAGCAGCUAAUGAGGCCGAAAAGAAGGCCGAAAGAUCCAUGGAGAGGAUUAAAGAAGAUCAUAUCAAGGCCAUGGAGGAUAUGAACAGCAAGCAUAUCGAGCAAAUGGAGACUCUUCAUGAGCUGUACGAUCAGAUCAGCAGCUUAUCCAAGGAAGUGCAGGAGAAGAAACGGAGACUGAUCGAAGAAGAAAAGACGCAGGAACUUCUGAAGGAAAGCUUGGCCGUGGCUCGCGCUCAAAUCCGGGAGCUAGAAAGGAGUAGAAAGGAGAUGGCCCGAGACGUCGAGAAAUACAAACUGGGAUGGCGAGAAGAGGUGGCCCGGAUCGAUAAAGACUAUGAAAAUCGCCUCGUCAUGGCCAAGGGAGAGAUAUAUGACAUGAGGACAAGGUUCUGUGUGAUUGCUGAUGGUAUUGCUAAUCUUCGAACCUACUUAUGGGGAAUGAAGAGUCCUAUGUGUCGAAACAUUCUAAGUCAUCUACGAAAAAUUGAGCCCUAUUCCACGUUUCACCUCACUCGAGGAAAGAAGCGCACUGAACUCAAAGAGCGACUCGCGCUUCCCGAGCAAAGCGUGAAACAGAUCGGUGCAAUGAAGGUUAAGGUGUGGCGGGAAGAUGACGAUCAGGGGGUCGAUGGCGGCCCUGGAACAGGGAAGCAGCGCGGUGGAACUAGCUCGCGCAGGUUGAAACUUACCAAACAUGGCCGACCGAGUGGACAACUAUACCGAUCAAAUAGUGCUCCCACGCUGAUGCGUAUACUGCCUUGCGGAGUGGGACUGGGUGGUUUGGGUGGUGAGCAGCCGGGAGGAAGAGUGUUCUUGAAUAACAUCCGUGAUCGCGUCAUGACAGGCCGGUACAUCCCUUGGUAACUUGAGAACAGUACCUGCAUGUCUAGUCCAUUAUGCAUUGGAAGUGUGUCUAGGGUGAUAGGGGUGGGUACUUGUCAUAGCUUCAGUCCGUGAUCUGCACGUACAUUGUACAUGCGUACCCAGCUAACCUCUGUGCGCGAGUGUGUGUGUGUGUGUGUGUGUGUGUGUGUGUGUGUGUGUGUGUGUGUUACAUGUACAUGUGCUGGUGUCACAGUUGAAUACCGAUAUUGUAAUACGACCACACAUGCUGGAGAGCUACAAGCUCUUUACGGACCAAACUGAUUUACAGGUUUUAUUGGGUGCCAUGCACCUGGAUACGGGUCACGCUCAGUUCAUGUAUGAUGUAAACGGAGAUCAGAAGGAACACCGCAUGUGCGUUGUUUUGUAGUUACACAGCAACGCCGCAGGCAUGGUGGAGUGGAAAUCUGCUCCAUUGUUCGUUCUCCAUCAUUCAGUGCUUGGGAUUUAAUGCACUGUUGGCAACACCUGACAACUGCCUCAAGCCCAAACACCAUCAGUAAUGAACACAAGCCAGAGUCAUUUGUAUUGCAAUCUUGUCUGGUGUUGAUCAAGACUCCGACCCUAUUCUAUGAUCCACGCAUCCCACAAUAAUCUACAUAAAACAUACGUGAAUAUUGGUGGCCCAAUGUCUUACUUGUUAGUGGUCAGUGCAAGAUGUAUUGCAUGCAUGCUCCCCGCCGUUGACAUGAACAGAAUGCAAAUACGUGUACGUGCAAUUAUGUAAUGUGAGCGAUGGAACAAAUAAUUGGCGUUGUGUUAUGCUUCGUACUAGUACAAGCACAACCGCAGCAUGGCGGUGAUUCUUCAUUGUACAAUCAUGUACAUAUAUGUAUAGUGACAUACUAUAUCACCAGCGCAGUGUUACUGUUUCCUUCGCCCACGUGUACUACUUGUAGAGGCAAUUUAUUGAAACACUGGGUAUUGCAACAAUGCUUCCAACCUCUUCAAGAUGUUGACACAUGAUAUGGCCAGCUUACAUCCCCGCACUGAUAUUGAGGUUGCUCGAAUCCAAAGCAUUCCCACUUUUUCCAUUGCAAGGCUAGGGCGAUAGCA